CUUUCUUUCUCUUCUCCUAAUUUUUCUAUAUGGAAUCAGGACGUACGAUUUUUAUAUAAAGCCCCCGCAUUCCCUUCUCUUGCCUCAUGCUUCGUCCUUGCUUCUUCGUGUUCUGCUUUCUGCGUCACCCAUUCUCAGUGUUUCUUUUACUGCACCCUCUCGUGCUCCUUUCUUCUCUCUUUCUAUUUCUUUUUCUCUCUUCUCGCUCUACUUACCAGAGCUCAGAAAUCUAGUUUCUCCUUGGAACAAGGCUUGGCCUUUUUAGCAACCAUAAAUAUAGCAUAAGGAUUUCUCUGCUCCUUGUUGUUCUGAUUCUUCUGAAAAAAAUGAAGUACGUGCUGGUUACUGGUGGGGUUGUUAGUGGCUUGGGCAAAGGGGUUACUGCGAGUAGUAUUGGAGUGCUUCUUCAGGAAUGUGGCCUCCGAGUUACUGCUAUCAAAAUUGAUCCCUACUUAAACACAGAUGCUGGAACAAUGUCUCCUCUUGAGCAUGGUGAAGUGUUCGUAUUAGAUGACGGUGGUGAGGUGGACCUGGAUCUAGGAAACUAUGAGCGCUUCCUGGAUAUCAAGUUGACCCGCGAUAAUAACAUCACUACAGGAAAGAUUUACCAGCAUGUUAUUGAGAAGGAGAGGAAAGGAGAUUAUUUGGGGAAAACAGUUCAGGUUGUCCCUCAUGUUACAGAUGCUAUUCAAGAGUGGAUAGAGCGGGUGGCCCACCUACCAGUGGAUGGUAAACCAGGUUCAGCUGAUGUUUGUGUCAUAGAAUUGGGUGGAACCAUAGGAGAUAUUGAGUCCAUGCAGUUUAUUGAGGCAUUAGGGCAAUUCUCAUGUCGUGUAGGUGCUGGCAAUUUUUGCCUAAUUCAUGUCAGCCUUGUUCCUGUUUUGAAUGUUGUUGGUGAACAGAAAACAAAACCAACCCAGCAUAGUGUUCGUGGACUACGAAGUCUAGGUCUGACACCGGAUAUUCUAGCAUGCCGGAGUACAACGGCUCUUCAUGAGAAUGUCAAGGAGAAACUGUCUCAGUUUUGCCACGUUCCGAUGGAAAACAUUGUUACCCUUCAUGAUGUUUCCAACAUCUGGCACAUUCCUUUACUUUUAAGAGACCAGAAAGCUCAUGAAGCAAUGUUGAAAGUGCUAAAACUCAAUGGGAGAGUUCAAGAGCCAAGUUUAAAGGAAUGGUCCUCUAGAGCUGAUGUUCUUGACAUGCUGCAUGAACCAGUUCGCAUUGCUGUGGUGGGGAAAUAUACUGGGCUUUCAGAUUCUUACCUUUCUGUUCUAAAGGCAUUGGUUCAUUCCUCUGUUCAUUGGCACAAGAAACUUUUUGUGGAUUGGAUUUCAGCUAGCGACCUUGAAGAUUCAACAAAAAGAGAGAAUCCUGAUUCUUAUAAGGCUGCAUGGAAGUUGUUGAAGGGAGCUGAUGGUGUCCUUGUUCCUGGAGGAUUUGGAGACAGAGGAGUGCAAGGGAAAAUUCUUGCAGCUAAAUAUGCUCGUGAAAACAGAAUCCCGUUCCUUGGCAUUUGUCUUGGAAUGCAAGUUGCUGUCAUAGAGUUUGCAAGAUCUGUUCUUGGUCUACAAGAUGCCAAUAGCACUGAAUUUGAUCCUAAUACGAAGAACCCAUGUGUCAUAUUUAUGCCUGAGGGAUCAAAAACACAUAUGGGAGGUACCAUGCGUCUUGGAUCUAGGAGGACAUAUUUCCAGGUCAAUGACUGCAAAUCUGCAAAAUUAUAUGGAUGCAAAAGAUUCAUUGAUGAGAGACACCGACAUAGAUACGAGGUGAAUCCUGAUCUGGUUGCAAGACUUGAAAAUGCUGGCCUUUCUUUUACUGGGAAGGAUGAAACUGGCCGACGUAUGGAGAUUGUUGAACUACCUAAUCAUCCUUUUUUCAUUGGUGUUCAAUUCCACCCUGAAUUUAAAUCAAGACCUGGAAAGCCUUCUCCUUUAUUCUUAGGGCUUAUAGCAGCUGCAUGUGGACAAUUUGAUGGUCUCUUACAAGAGGCCUCAAAAGGAGCUGGAACUGAUAUCUCUGCAACCAAAGUAUACCAAAACAAAAUCACAAAGAAGGCAGGUUUUGAUCCAAGAGACUAUGUCUAUGGAAGCUGCAAUGGACUGCGUUUUUGAAGCCUGUGUGUUUGGUCAUUUAUGUGAUUUUUAGUGGCUUGUAUGUACAGGAGGUCAUUGGACAGAGGUAGGAAGAAGAAAAUUUCUAAAGAAUGUUAGAUAUGGAAGAAGAGAGUUAGAUCCCAAGUGUUUUUUAAGGGGAUUAAGCUCGUUUAGGCAUUUUACAGUGGCUUCUCAGUGGUUUUAAGUCUUGUGAGUUCUUUGUUCAAUGCUUCUGCAAAUUAGUAACUCCUUGUUUAUCAGAGUUCUGAUGUUGUAUAUAGAGAAUUUUUCCUUUAAUUUGCUAUCUUCGUUUAAGUGGCC
This is a messenger RNA of Prosopis cineraria, 2420 nucleotides long. RefSeq lists its product as uncharacterized. The transcript has 21 exons. The record is from RefSeq and is a predicted model, not a curated record. Bases 327 to 2117 code for a protein of 596 amino acids. NCBI's taxonomy places the organism in Eukaryota, Viridiplantae, Streptophyta, Magnoliopsida, Fabales, Fabaceae. Gene Ontology annotation, biological process: pyrimidine nucleobase biosynthetic process; CTP biosynthetic process. Gene Ontology annotation, molecular function: identical protein binding; CTP synthase activity.